This is a messenger RNA of Mesorhabditis spiculigera, 312 nucleotides long. Lineage: Eukaryota; Metazoa; Nematoda; Chromadorea; Rhabditida; Rhabditidae. The record is from the annotation of a GenBank genome assembly.
AUGCGCCCCCUUACCUAUCUCUUGCUCCUGAUCAUGGCUAUUGCCGCGGUUGACGCGCUCCUUAAAAUAUCGCGUUGCCAUGGAGACCACCCGUGCCCUGAGGGCUAUAUCUGUGAAGAUAAUCAUUGCGUCAAAGAGAAUCGAUGCAAGACAAAGUCAGAUUGCCCGGCACACUAUAGCUGUCACAUCGGCAAAUGCACGGAGACGAGGCUGCUCGGCUGUGGCGAAGGCUGCGGAGACGGUCGAUUUUGCUGCAGCUUCACAGGCAUCCCAGAGAACGGAUUUUGCGCAAAAAUCGGGGAAGUUUUAUGU